This is a messenger RNA of Dovyalis caffra, 1203 nucleotides long. NCBI's taxonomy places the organism in Eukaryota, Viridiplantae, Streptophyta, Magnoliopsida, Malpighiales, Salicaceae. The record is from the annotation of a GenBank genome assembly.
AUGGUACUGUGUGGGUGUAGCCCGAGUAUUGAUCAUCAAUAUCAUGCUGAUGGCUCUUUAGAUAAACGGCUUCUUGAGUACAGUAAAAAAGAAAGCUCAGGAGAUGAAAAACAAAAGUUAACUCCGCUGCAAGAGGAACUUGCAGAGGCUUUGGUUUGGUUCAAGAAUAAUUGUGCUCUUAGAGAGUCUUUGAAGUCCAAGAGUAGCAGCGCCCCUGAAUUUGUGAACCCGCUUAAGGUUUCUGUCCCCAAGAAAAGACGAGGAUGUGAAGAAGGGCUUCUUCAAAAGAAAGGCCACCAAAGUAGUACUGAUCAAGAAGCCAAGAAAACCAGUGUUGGUACUCUUGAUGAAUUAGGGUUUUCUUCCAAGAAUACCCAGAGUACUUAUUCUGAUCAAGAAGACUCCAAGAGUACCAUUAGCAGUGUUAAUGGAUUUGCAAACCCGCUUGGUAUUCUUGAACCCAAGAAAAAGAGAGGAAUUAGUAGACAAAAGUUUGUCAAGACAAGCCAUGAUUACCAUAUCAAUACUCAUGAAGAUGGUCCAAAACUAAAGAUCAAAAGACGAGAGAAAAAGACUGCUGGUGGAAAGCAAAUCUGUAAACGCCAAAGGACGAACAAUGAAGAUGACCGGAAGGAUCGGGGAGAGAGACCGUCAAAAAAAAGACAGAUGGUAAGGGUAGAUUUCAAGAAGCUGGGUCUGAAUCCUGCACCCAAUUUCUCUUCUCAAAUAAGAGCCAGGAUAGGUCAUCAAGAAGGGCGAGAUAGCGAAAUCAAGUUAAGGAUCAUGAAACAGAUUUUCAAAACUGAUAUGGAUAGGCAUCAGGAACGUUUCUCGAUGCCUUUGAACCAAGUUAAGGACAAUGAAGAGUUUCUGAAUGAAGAGGAGAUGGAGAAGAUGUGCCAAACCAAGAGCAGUGGUACAGAAGUGAAACUUGUAGAGAUGGGUCUUAAAAAUGGCAAUGUUCAUGAAAGUACAAUGAGGUUGAGGCAAUGGAAAAUAAACAACAAUGCUUCUUAUAUGAUAACCUCUAAUUGGAAGGAUGUUUUGGAUAGGAAUGUGGGUUCACUAAAGUUGAAUGAUAUUGUCCAAGUUUAUUCCUUCAGACGUGACAAGAAACUGUGGCUGGUACUCCUAAAGAUCAAGGAUGCAGAUGAAGUCAAGAACCUCAUGGGUUGGGAUCAAGUUGGUAGUGAUAACGCAUGA